UUUGCCGGCUUCGAGGGCUUCGUCGACGAGGCGGCCGGCGGCCACUCCUCCACCGAGACGAUGACCCUGGUGGCGGCCAAGGCCCGCUGCAUGGCGGACCGAGGCCUGGCGGGCUUCUGCUACGACACGGUUGGAGGAACCAUCCCCGCAGACGGGGAGCUCACCGUGCACUUCAAGACCAGCUUCGAGAUGACGCCCGCCCCAGGCUCAGGGUGGUGGGCCUGGAAGGCUGGAUGGCCGAAGCUGCCUGCGCCGAGGACCGCCGUCGAGGAGCAGCCCGCCGCGCCCGCGGCCGGGCCGGGCCCUGCCGCGGCCUCCCCGGAGGCUGCGGCGCCGCCCUGGCCCCCGCCAGCGGAGCUGUCCGCUCGGAUCUCGGAGAGGUGCGCUGCCCAGAAGGCGCAGCCGAUCGUGUGGUGGAACUGGAUCGAGAGCGAGACCGUCAAGGCUGGCUGCAACAGAGUGGCGGCCGGGCUCUUCUAUGAGCUCACCUUCCCCUGGACCAGGGAGAAGCUUCUGGAAAAGGGGCCCGAGUGGCUGACGAGAGCUUUUCAUGCUGCUGGCACCCUGGAUAGAGAGAACAAAGUUAUCGAGCUCAGGGUGCAGGACAAGUGCCUGUUCAUCAGUGAUAGUGCUGACCAGAUAUUCUUCGAGGUGGCUUACGAAAAGGACGACCCUACACUGCACACGCAGCUAGUUGCCAAGGUGCCCCUACCGCUUGAUGGCGAGACAUACAGAGAUCGACUAGUCUCGUCUUAUUACAAGCAGCCUUGGGAUAUGUACGAGAUUAAUGCUCACAGGCUGUUCGAAUCGGAGCUGCCCAUGAGGACACCCAGAUUUUACUUCGGCGAUAUCAGCAAUGAGACGUCCAAUUACAUCCUCGUCGUUGAGCAGCUCCCCUUCGCGGGCUUCUCCGGCGACGGGGCCGCGGCCGCGCCCAAAGCGGGCGAGAUCGAGGGGCCUUACGCCGCCUGCAGGGACGACCAGCUGAGAAGGCCUGCCAAGGAGUACUACCUCGCGAUCAUGCGCAUGCACGCGGCGCUUGCGGCUAAGCACCAGAAGUGCCAGGAGCUCCUGCAGAGCGGCCUCAUGUCUGCGGAGGCCGACUCGCUGGAGGACCCAGAAGCGUGGGGCGUGGAGCCGGGCAAGCCGACUUUCGAGGACCUGCAGAUCGUGCUGCGGAGACUCGAGGCCGGCAUCAGCUUCUUUGCCGGCACCGCCAAGGCGAUCUUCCCGCCCUACGUGGGCACCGAGGCCUUCCAGGCGAAGCUGCGGUUGACCAUGACGAAUCUCCAGGCGUAUCACUCGGAGAUCAAUUAUUGGAAACACAAGGACCCGCGCUACGUGGCGCUGGUGCACGGCAACCUGAGUGUGGACAACGCCUUCUUCUGGACCGGAGAAGGCGGCAAGCUGGAGGCCGGAGUGCGCGAUUGCAGCGGCUUGGGCGUCUUCAGCGUGCCCCACCGGAUAUGGUGGAGCUUAGCGUGCGCCGACUUCGAGAACGUGCACGCUAACCUGGACGAGUACAUAGACACCUUUGUGACGCUCUACCGCGAGGAGGGGGGACCCGCAGUGGAUCGGGCGGUGGUCCGCAGAACCAUCCUCUUGACCGCCGUGGACUCGCUCAUGCUGAUGGUGAACGCUGUGCCGAAGUGCUUGCGGCUGUGCCCGGCGGAGGAGUGGUCGACGAUCCAGGGGCUCGACGACCCGAGGCUCGCCGGCGCCGGCGGCGGCAGGGGUUUCGUGAGGAGGACCGUGCAGGUCCUCCGCAACGGUCUGAGGGUCGUCGAGGAGAUGGACGGCCCCCAGGUCCUGGACAGCUGGAUCCGGGAGGUGUACGUCCAGGAGUGGGGGGAGACGCCGAAGUCCAUCGCCACGGAGGAGUGACGCGGGCCCUGGCGCCUUCCCCUCGCAGCAGGGGCGUGGCAGCACACCGGGUCCACGGGCAACUGCAGGCACGGCGUCACUGGUUCCCGACCGUCUCGCGGCGUG
Messenger RNA from Prorocentrum cordatum, 1989 nucleotides. NCBI's taxonomy places the organism in Eukaryota, Dinophyceae, Prorocentrales, Prorocentraceae. The record is from the annotation of a GenBank genome assembly.